Messenger RNA from Rasamsonia emersonii CBS 393.64, 1419 nucleotides. RefSeq names its product Ankyrin repeat-containing protein. Bases 1 to 1419 code for a protein of 472 amino acids. NCBI's taxonomy places the organism in Eukaryota, Fungi, Ascomycota, Eurotiomycetes, Eurotiales, Trichocomaceae. The transcript has a single exon. The record is from RefSeq and is a predicted model, not a curated record. Gene Ontology annotation, molecular function: protein binding.
AUGGCCACUUUCUCCGACCUAUCUCCAGAGCUGAUCUUGCGUGUCGCAGACAAUCUCGAACACCCCGACGUGAGUAACCUGUUCCGAGUCAGCUUCGCUCGGCCUUCACGCACUCGUCUGACUUUUUCUGGUCUACCCCCCGAACUAAUCCUGUGCAUCGCAGACCGUCUUGACUACAAGGAUGUGAGCCGCCUGUCGAGAACCUGCGCCAGAUUUGCUCGGACCCUGCGCUCCUAUCUCCGUCGAAUGGGUCUGAAAUUGGCGCUUCCCAGCCAGGAAGAGUAUCGGAAAUUUAUCGAUUUUGAUAGAUAUCCUCCUACUUUGCUGGCUCGUGACUCCUCCAUUUCAGAACCCCGUGCAUUACUAUGUGAAGCAGUGAGCGAUGGGAACAUUGGUGCUGUGCGCAGCUUUCUCGACCUGGGGAUCGACCCUGAUUCGUUCGACCUUCACGGCUACCGGUUGCUGCAUCUCGCCAUUUUCAACUCCCAGAACGAAAUGGCCAGAUUUCUGCUGAGGAGAGGCGCCGAUCCGUCCCUGGCCAUGGUCUGCGAUCCGCGAGCGACGCCCGUGUACUGCGCCGCGAUUAGCACCGAAAAUGAAUUGGUUCGUGACCUCGUCACUGCUGGCGCGAAUGUCCAACAACCGGGCUUGAUCCACGCAGUGGCACGACAUUGUGACAGAGAAACCGUGGAGCAUGUAAUUGCAUACGGCGCAGAUAUCUUUGAGAUUAAUCCCCAAACAGGCGCUAAUGUCCUACACUCUGCAGCUAAAAGUGAGCACUGGCCCGUCGUCGACUUACUUCUAUCUUGCGGCCUGAAGGAUGAGAUCAAUGCCACAAAUAACAACGGUAAAACGCCCCUGUUGAAGGCUCUGACAUACGUCAAUGAGGAAUCCGCGCUGACCUUGCUGGACGCUGGAGCCGAUGUCAACGUCGUGGAUCCAACUACCGGCAAUCAGCCUCUGCACCUUGCAGCAUAUUCGGGAAUGAAAUAUGCUACGCCCAUGAUCCUUGAAAAAGGGGCACAUAUCGAUGCGGUCGGAUGGAAUGCUCGAACAGCCCUGCAGAUGGCCGCCAGUGGGCCUUCAGCCGAAGUUGUCGAAUUGCUAAUCGACCACGGGGCAGACUUGGACCACACAGACAACGCGGGCCAGACAGCUCUGCACAUCGCUGCCACGGAUGACAACGGCGACCAGGUGCCGAUCGUGAAGGCCCUUCUCAGAGCGGGGAUCGACGUUGACGUGCGGGAUGCCUUGAAUAUGACAGCACUGGAGGUGGCCCGGGAUAUGGGCUUUUUGCAUGUCGCUUACAUGAUCGAGACUGAAGAUCCUUUUGCGUUUGACUGGCUGCCGCCGGGGGGCAUACCAGGGAACAGAUCUGCGACGUGGGACGAGUUCCUCCGGAGGCGAUAUGGAGUGUGA